CAGUAAAGAGUACGACUUUGAUCUACCGGAACAUAUUAUGAUGCUAACGGAUUGGUCUGAUAUAGUAGCCGUGGAAAUAGCACUUAAGGCCAAUGUUCCUGCUAUGUAUCCAAGAACCCCGUCAAUUACUAUUUUGAUGAAUGGUAAAGGAGAAAGAAUUGACUUCUUUGACGAAAGUGGUCAGGCUUACAAAACACCCAAAGCAAUGUUUGAAGUUGAAGCAGGCAUGAGGUACAGGGUGCGACUGAUUGGUGCAUUUGUGGCAGCUUGCACAACUGAAUUUUACAUUGAAAACCACAAUAUGACCAUAAUUGGUACAGACGGCCACGAGACAAUCCCGCACGAAAUAGGUUCUUUAAAAAUAGGAUCGGGGGAAAGGUACGACUUCGUGCUACAUGCCAACGCAGUGCCAUCAACGUAUUGUAUUCAUGCCGUUGGUUUAAAAAACAGUUCGUGUUUAACUUAUUCAACUUACAUCUUGAAAUACAAAUCGAGUUCCUUGGAUGUCCCAGUAUGUAGAGAAGAUGAUCUACAACCUGUACCGCAUUACAUGGGAUCAGAUUCCAAUGGGCUUUUCUCCUCGAUUGACCUUGUUUCUUUAGGUAAGAUAUUGACUUAUUAACAAAAUUGUCUCAUGGUCAGUUGCAAGUUGGUUGGUUCGCAUCUUUGCCUGUUCGUGAAAACACAAGUUGGCCUAUCCAUAAAUACGCUUGUUUUCCCACAAGCAGGCACAAGCAAUUUUUUGUUUGUUUUACAAACCAUCAAAAUGUUUAUGAUCAUUUUUAUCAUUCUAAAAUAUCCAUCCUGCUACUUGCAAUGUUGUUGAUAAAACCAGUUUACGUAAAAUCGCUGCACUAUCUCUACAAUGUUUUCACUCCAAUCGUUCACUGCAUUUCGCUGUCCCGUCCGUCCCGCGACGCAAUCGGAAUAGAUGCUAUUCGAACGAACAGUAAGCGUCAGUAAACCAGCCUUUAGAGUGCUCGACUAUGAGGGCGCUAGAGAACCACCCGAAAGAUUUCUGUAGGACUAUGUGGCUAGGCCUAAUUUUAGACUGACCUACAUUCACCUCGUAAUAUAUAUAUUAUAAUUUAACUGGUAAAAUGUCAACCACUGGGUUAAAUGCAUAGUUCAGUAGCAAAUCAGUAGUUAUAAAACUUGAAACUCAUUUCCCUCUCUUUGAAAAACGUCUUUUUUGUAAAUAUAUUUGUUUUACGGGAUUUUAGGUCGGACAGAUCUGGGAAUUUUUAAAAACGGUUUGUAUUAAUUUUAAGAAUUUCAUUUUUUAUUUAUGUAAAGGAAAACCACCUAUAUGUAUGGAUAAAAUAAUUUCCGUGUAUGUUUUUAAUGCAGCUAAAUGUAAAGGGAAAAUUAGGAGCGGAUUUAAGGGGGAGGGAGAGGCCCGGCUUCUUUUGGAAAGUAAAAAAAAAAAAAAAAAAAAAACAAAAAAAAGAAGGAAAAAAUAAUCGCUCCAAUCGCCUCAAAAAAAAAAAAAAAAAAAAAAAUCGGAGGCAUGCCCCUGGACCACCUAGGGUGGUGUUAUCUCGGUCGGCCCCACUUUAUGCGGCUAGACCCCUUUCGGCCCCCACUUUCGGACAUCUCUGGAUAUGCCCCUGAAGGUAAUGCUGUAUUCAUCAUUAAGCGUAGGGGAAUGAGCUGUUAAGAGCCCAUCGUACUAAGCCUCGGAAUACUGUGUAGGGUGGUCAGUUCCUUUCCUCGUCGCCUUAAAAAAUCAGUGUGGAAAGGUGGUGGGUGUGUGAAGAGAGACAAAUUUAGGUAAUGUGUCUUGUCCAAAGAUAGGAGUGAAAUCGUAUCUGUGAAAUGCACAGCAAAGUUUGAAAACCCGUCCUCUAAGUUGAGAGACCGACGAAAAGCAACCGUUGCGUCAACCGCUCACACAAUAAUUUCAUAA
This is a messenger RNA of Anneissia japonica, 1909 nucleotides long. RefSeq names its product laccase-3-like. Gene Ontology annotation, cellular component: plasma membrane. Gene Ontology annotation, molecular function: oxidoreductase activity. Lineage: Eukaryota; Metazoa; Echinodermata; Crinoidea; Comatulida; Comatulidae. Gene Ontology annotation, biological process: iron ion transport. The record is from RefSeq and is a predicted model, not a curated record. The transcript is spliced from 2 exons. The coding region runs from base 38 to 622 and encodes 194 amino acids.